CCUGCUCUGGGCUCAGUUUGCUGUGGCCGGCAGAGGGGCAGGAGCCCAACGAGAAGAAACCAUCUUCAUAUCCCAUCCCUGCAUCCCUGUGGUGGCUCAGGAGCCAAGCAAGAACAGAGCAUCCUGCAUCCCAUCCCUGCAUCCCUGUGUGGGCUCAGGGCCUAAUCCAGGAGCCGAGCGAAGCUUUGGGAGCCUCCCCACCCGCAGCCCCGGACCCCUCCUCAGCCGCUCAAGGGGGAACAGAGCAACCGGGGUUCCCAUUUAAGGGCUGGGGGCGAUGGUGCCCCCGGGCAGCCCCCCUCUCGCCGCCUGCGCCUCCAGCAGCCUGCACCUCGUGCUCCCCGGCCACGGCUCCCCCCUGGCCCGGCCGAACCGGAGCCGCUGGUGGCCGCAGGAGCCGGGGGGCGGCGGGGGCCGGACGGGCAGCGCCGUGGAGCGGCUGGAGGCCGACAAGGCCAAGUACGUGAAGUCCGUGCAGGUGAUGAGCCGGCGGCAGGAGCCGGCGCUGCGGAGCCGCUCGCCCUGGCUCUGCUCCCCCGGAGCCCAGCGAGCCCUCGGCCGGCAGCAGCGGGGUCAGAGCCCAGGGCUGCGCCGCGGACUGAGGCCCGAGCCCCUCAGCCACCGGCAGGGACGGGACUGCCCGGACGGGGACAAGGAGAACACUGAGGGCUCCGCGCGGCCGCUCUGCCAGGGCCCCGGUGAGCGGCCACCGGCAGCCCAGAGCCCCGAGCCCCCCGUGCCCACAGAGGAGGAGGAGGAGGGGAGGACUCCGGGUGCCGGCAGCGGUGGUGGCAGCAGUGGCAUCGCUGUGCCCGGCGGCUCCGUGGUGCAGAAGCCGGCGCUGGCUCUGCGGGUGUCGCUGCCGCUGUCGGAGCAGGAGCGGUUCUUCAACUGCUGCGGACUGGACCGGGCGCUGGUGGAGCUGCUGGGGAGGGACAGGUUCGUGCCCGGGGGCUGGGACAACGGCCGGAACCUGCUCCACGGCUCCUGCGAGUCGGAGCCCGGGCAGGCCUCGGGGGGCAGCGAUGGGGAGGUGGGACCGGGGCAGGAGGAGCAGGAUGCUCGGCUGGGCUCUGCCGUCUCGGUGGUGGAGCGCAACGCCCGCAUCAUCAAGUGGCUCUACGACUGCUCCCGUGCCUGA
Molecule: messenger RNA, 1141 nt
Organism: Melopsittacus undulatus (budgerigar)
Lineage: Eukaryota; Metazoa; Chordata; Aves; Psittaciformes; Psittaculidae
Gene: FAM110D
Product: family with sequence similarity 110 member D
Exons: 2
Coding region: 278-1141 (287 amino acids)
Source: RefSeq, a predicted model, not a curated record